Molecule: messenger RNA, 1193 nt
Organism: Solanum dulcamara
Lineage: Eukaryota; Viridiplantae; Streptophyta; Magnoliopsida; Solanales; Solanaceae
Exons: 11
Coding region: 183-962 (259 amino acids)
Biological process (GO): positive regulation of ubiquitin-protein transferase activity; protein neddylation
Cellular component (GO): ubiquitin ligase complex
Molecular function (GO): ubiquitin conjugating enzyme binding; cullin family protein binding; ubiquitin-like protein binding
Source: RefSeq, a predicted model, not a curated record
CAUUGGAUUGUGUUCAAAUCCGUUUUCUUUAACUUAAAGGGAAAAAGAAAGACGAAAGGAGCGGGCGUCGAGCAUAGAGGGGGAGACUGGAACACCGACGAAACCCUAGCAGCAGAAUCUCUCUCCCGGUUAGCGGGAGCAAGUUAUCGAUCGUUGGCUUUCUUCCAUCAGCCCCCGAAAAGAUGAACAAGCUAGGAAUAGGGCGCCGGGACAAAGUUCAGCAGUUUAUGACCAUAACUGGGGCAAGUGAAAAAGUUGCUCUUCAGGCUUUGAAGGUCAGUGAUUGGAAUCUUGAAGGAGCAUUUGAUGUAUUUUACAGCCAGUCACAAGUCAAGUCAUCUGCUGAUACAAGGCGGUUGGGGGAGCUUUACAAUAGAUACAAAGACCCGUAUGCUGACAUGAUUUUGGCUGAUGGGAUUAGCCUCUUCUGCAAUGACAUUCAGGUUGAUCCUCAAGAUAUAGUUAUGUUGGUUCUUUCAUGGCACAUGAAAGCUGCAACCAUGUGUGAAUUCUCCAAGCAGGAGUUCAUUGGUGGAUUACAAUCUCUCGGAAUAGAUUCAUUGGAAAAGCUCAGAGAAAAAUUGCCAUUUAUGCGUUCAGAGAUGAAAGAUGAACAUAAGUUUCGAGAGAUUUACAACUUUGCUUUCAGCUGGGCAAAGGAGAAGGGUCAGAAAUCUUUGGCCUUGGACACGGCUAUUGGGAUGUGGCAAUUGCUGUUUGCUGAAAAGGACUGGCCAUUGGUUGAGCAUUGGUGUCAGUUUCUGCAGGCAAGGCAUAACAAGGCUAUUUCACGGGAUACUUGGUCUCAGCUCCUAGAAUUUGCAAGGAAUGUGGACCCUGCGUUAUCAAAUUAUGAUGCUGAAGGAGCUUGGCCAUAUCUUAUAGAUGAAUUUGUUGAGUACUUGACUGAAAAUAAUAUCGUCCAAAUUGGUCAAAUGAGUGAUUGGAGCCAGAAAUGCUGAUGGUUUACCCCAGUUGCUACCGUGCUGUGUAAUGUUAUUGUUUGGUGUUUGAACUGUUUCCAGUUUUCAAGAACAAAUUCAUGUACAAAAUACGCAAGGACAUGAGUCAUGACUACUCUAAAUGCAAAGUUAUUGUUGACUGAUUUGGAUUUCUUGGACAAAUUAAGGACUUGUACAUGGGAUGAGCCCCAGGAGAAGCAAAAAAAUGGAGGAGCCAAUGUUAUUUCCUGA